This is a messenger RNA of Moesziomyces antarcticus, 678 nucleotides long. RefSeq lists its product as uncharacterized. Bases 1 to 678 code for a protein of 225 amino acids. The transcript has 4 exons. The record is from RefSeq and is a predicted model, not a curated record. Lineage: Eukaryota; Fungi; Basidiomycota; Ustilaginomycetes; Ustilaginales; Ustilaginaceae.
AUGAAAGGGGUCCUGCAGAAGGUGCCGAAGAAUAAGAGAAGAGGAAAUACAAGACUCGACCCUUCGGAUCGCAGCAAGGUCCCCAGUCGCGCAUCUGGCACCGACCCUGCUUUACUGUAUCGAAGCCAGGCGGAAAACCUUGUUGGCCUCGCUUGGCGUUGCGCGCGGCUUCGCUUCGACGCGAUCGUGGCUUCAAGCAAGGGCGCAGGCAACGCUCGAUCGGUCCGCUGCAAGAUGCUUGUCAGUCGCCAUACGCGACCUGUGCUCCCCCACGUUCCUCGGCCUGUUGGGCCUGGAGAGCGCGAAGCUCUAAAACUUGAACUCAAAGGACGCAAGACGGUGGUAGUGCUGUCGCCACAACAGGAACAGCAAUCAGCGCUCCCAAGCCUGUCUGCGGCGACUGCUCAGACGCGCACUUCCGACCGAACCCUGCCCGCCAAGCCAUAUCCAAGCAUUCUUCUUCGCGCCCCCGCCUUCUCCGCUCGCUACCAACAGCGUGCUUCCGUGUCGCCGGAUCGACCUGCCCGCGACGAUCCCGAACCAUCGCACGCCUGCUCUCGCCUCAGCUCAAAAAUCCUGGCCGCAGUCGUACCUAAUCCUUCCAUCGUCAAGGUCUCGUCCUACGAGAUCCCGCUCACCGACUCCAUCACGGCACCGUCGUUACGAAUCCGCAACUAG